This is a messenger RNA of Plectropomus leopardus (leopard coralgrouper), 669 nucleotides long. RefSeq names its product transmembrane protein 17A. Gene Ontology annotation, biological process: non-motile cilium assembly. Gene Ontology annotation, cellular component: ciliary transition zone. The record is from RefSeq and is a predicted model, not a curated record. NCBI's taxonomy places the organism in Eukaryota, Metazoa, Chordata, Actinopteri, Perciformes, Serranidae.
AUGCCUGUGUUUUACUCACCUGUUCCCGAGAACUUGCAGAUGGGUCUGGCCUAUAUGGGAGGCUCUGUGUUCACCAACAACAGGACAGCGGACAGCGACCUCAGCAGGGAGCAAGAGGACGCCUCUGUGGUGAACGAGCUGGUCUCUCACCUUCCCCUGCAGAUGCUGCUCUACUUCAACAUGUUUUACUUUCCCUGUUGGUGGUUUUCUGCUGUUUUCAUGUUGGAAGUAAAGUUCUAUUAUCUUCCCGGGUACUACCAGGCUCUGCUCAUAACCGGGAUGAUCCUCCUCACAGUCAUUGAAGUGGUCCGACUUUAUCUGGGCUACAUUGGCAACCUCAAAGAAAAGGUGCCAGAGCUGGCAGCCUUCUGGCUCCUGUCUUUCAUGUUCCAGCUGCCAGUGUUGCUGUUCUUCCUGACCGAUGAAGGAAUUAUCAUCCUGCCUCUAGAGAGAGCCGUCCACUCCCUCUACCUCCUCUUCCUGCUCGCCCAGAUCCUGGCAGCCUUCCUGGCGCUCAGGACCAUGACCCGAAAGCUCACCUUGCUCUUCUAUCUGCGCCAGUUGGGCAAGGUGGAGAGCUUCCGCCACACAGAGAUGAGCCCUGUCUAUGGACUGCCCUACAACCGCAGUGUACUGCCUGUGUCACACAACCAUGACGUGUACCAUUAA